UGUGGGUAGAAAUAUAUACAUAUACCUAGAACAAACAAAAAGUUCUUAAUCGAGCAAAUAUAAAAAAGGAUCCUGGCAAAAUGGAGGAGCACUCUGAUGAUGAAAAUUCUGAACCGACGCCAAAGAAAAUUAAGCGAGAAUGGGUGAAGAGCUAUUCCAACAAAGCCGUGGAGAUGAUGAAGAAAAUGGGUUACGAGAAUGACAAAGGUUUGGGAAAAAGUAAUCAAGGUCGCUUAGAGCCGAUUAUUGCCGUUCAGCAGGAUGGGCGACGCGGUUUUGGCCUUAAACUUGACGAAGCGCAGGGCCCUGCAGGCCAGUGGGAACCUGAAGAGCUGGAUAUACCAGAAUCAGUUAGGUGGCUGAGAAAUUUGGGCCCUAAAUCAAAUGCCUACACGUAUGAUGUCUUCAUGAGUAACAUUAAAUAUGGAAGGCGCAAAACCACACUGGACGAAGAGACGCAAUUUUGCGAUCCAGCUAUACUUCAUCGCAUAUUGAACGCCAAGACGGUCUUUGAUGAUCUUAACGACAGCGAACUGCGACGUGCCCGCUCUCGCUGCAAUCCCUUCGAGACCAUACGCAGUUCCAUUUUUUUGAACCGAGCUGCUGUGAAAAUGGCCAAUAUGGACUCUAUGUGCGAUUUCAUAUUCACGAAGCCAAAAGACAAAAAUGGCAAGUCGCUGGUCGGUCCAAACGAAUUAUUUUACUUUGCAGAUAUGUGUGCCGGACCCGGUGGUUUUUCCGAAUAUGUACUGUUUCGGAAAUCGUGGGAAGCCAAGGGCUUUGGAUUCACGUUACGUGGCGCCAAUGAUUUCAAGCUGGACAAAUUCUUUGCCGCCUCACCGGAGUCAUUCGACUGCUACUAUGGCGCCAAAGAUGAUGGCAACAUUUUCGAUCAGAUCAACCAGGACUCAUUAAAUGAGUAUAUACGGAAGCACACUCCGCAAGGUGUUCACUUUGCCAUGGCCGAUGGUGGAUUCUCAGUCGAGGGACAAGAGAACAUACAGGAAAUCUUAUCUAAGCAGCUCUAUCUAUGUCAGUUCCUUACUGCGCUUAAGAUACUGCGCGAGAACGGCAUCUUUGUGUGCAAGGUGUUUGACCUGUUCACACCCUUCAGCGUGGGUCUAGUAUACCUGAUGUACAAAUGCUUCGAUGAGAUAGCAAUUAUUAAACCAAAUAGCAGUAGGCCAGCUAAUUCGGAGCGAUACCUUGUCUGCAAGUACAAACAUGCGGAUACAGAUUCUGUUAUUUAUUACAUGGACGCCAUCAAUAACAUUUUAAACGAGGAGGCCGAGGAUCCGAACACCGAGUACGACGUUCUAGAGGUAAUCAACUACAAUGAUAUCAUUGAGGAUGAGGAGUUCCUGCGCUAUAUAAUUGACUCCAACAAUAGCAUAGGCAACAAACAAAUUGUGGGUCUUCGAAAAAUUGCAGCCUUUGCACAAAACGUGGAGCUUAAAGAGACUCGCCAAUCAGAGAUUCGUCAGAAGUGUCUGAAACUUUGGGAUCUAACUGACAGACUACGCCAGGCGCCAGAGGUGAAAACAACAGAUCGUUUGCUCGAGGAACUGCUCGAAGACUGGUUCAAGGACCUCAAUUGGCUAAAUGUUCCCCCUAAGGAGAUGACAAGCGUAGCAUCGCUCGGAACACACAUUCAAAAUGUGCAAGACUGGUACUUUGUGCCCAUUGGCCGAGGUGAGACAAACAUCAACGCCUGCACCCUUUUCUUGUGCAAGGCACGUGGCAAUCUGUUGCGUUACACUGAGCAAAAAAGAUGGGAGUCUGUAGAUCAUGUCUUCGACGUGCAGCCGCGCUCGAUCUUUUUUGGUGAGAUCGUGUACGAGAACUAUGGAGAGGCACGUACACAGACACGUGUGGUGGCUCUGCACAUUAUCGAUGCCAUUUGCCUUGGUGGCAUCAACAUUCGUCGGCGGACUUUUCGCGAGCGCGUUAGUAUGUGUGAGAAAUACGCGUUGAGUCUAAACAAACCGCAUAAAAAAGAACGCACAAGCUGCGCCAUACGCAGCAAGCCAGUGUUUCGCCUGCAAGAUAUGAGCAGCUUUUUUAACAAGAUGCGUCACUACGUGCUGAAGGACAACUCUCAGCGCUUUGGAUAUGCCCUCGAUGAUGGUAAAUUCUUUGUGCCCGGCGGCAUGCUCAUCUUUUGCGAACUUACACCUAACUAUGUGAGUGCGUACUCGCGCUCCCAUAACAAGCUCUAUUACUUUGAUACCCAGAACAACGAAGCUUUCUACAAGGAUCAAAUAACGGACACUAAGGCAAGACUCAUCUUUGCAUCGUUUCGGCUCAGCUUUUUGCGUCGUUUGCUGUGGAAAUGGACGAAUAUUCAUCAGGUGGAUGAGCACACCGUCGAUGAGGAAGAGAAGAUUCUAUUCCGCAGCGAAUUUGUACAAUUCAUAACGGCGAAACAAACUGCUAACAGUUAAAGCAGCUUGUGGGGAGAAAGGGUUUGGGGCUUGUCAUGUGAUCUAGGCAUGGGUGCCGAAGGACACAAGCGUAAUUUUACGUUUUAAUUAGUUUUGUACACAUCAAAUUUUUGAAGUAACUUUGUCCAGCAAGAAAAUAUUUCCGCACCGUUUAGCACAUACAUAUGUAUGCGUGCAUGUAUACCUAUUGUUUGCAAUGAACGUUAUUGGAAUUUUGAAAGAUGUUUCAAACCGUGUAUAAAUCUGUCAACGAAAAUAUAUUAUUAAUAUUACGGC
This is a messenger RNA of Scaptodrosophila lebanonensis, 2720 nucleotides long. It is a transcript of the gene Cmtr1, whose product is annotated as cap-specific mRNA (nucleoside-2'-O-)-methyltransferase 1. The transcript is spliced from 2 exons. Gene Ontology annotation, cellular component: nucleus; cytoplasm. Gene Ontology annotation, molecular function: nucleic acid binding; methyltransferase cap1 activity. The record is from RefSeq and is a predicted model, not a curated record. Bases 81 to 2444 code for a protein of 787 amino acids. Gene Ontology annotation, biological process: 7-methylguanosine mRNA capping. Lineage: Eukaryota; Metazoa; Arthropoda; Insecta; Diptera; Drosophilidae.